CCUCAUUCCAUCAACCCAUUGGCCAUUGCAGACAACCUUAAUUAGCACUACGAACUGCCAAAAAUGGAGAAUAAUAAUAAUGUCUUCAUCGGAAACAAAACACCCAUGGCUAUUCUCAUGAUAAUGUCCAUCAUCCUUGCAGCCAACAUUUUCCAUGGAGAUUGCUACACUCUGUGCAACAUGACUGAUGAUGGGCUGCAGGCAUGCAAGCCAUCUGUGACGCUGCCGGACCCGGUGGACCCGCCGUCGGCCGCCUGCUGCACCGCCCUCUCCACGGCUGACCUGCCGUGCUUGUGCUCGCAGAAGGGCUCCCCCAUGCUGUCCUUCCUUGGGAUUGAUCCUGACCUUGCCAUGGCUCUUCCAAAGAAGUGUAAUCUCACCCCUCCUGCCAAUUGUUAGGGUCUCAUCUUAUACUUUUUGCACUGCAAUUAUAUUAUCUUAAUUGUGUGAAUUAACACCUCAUUAUGUUCUAUGGCAUUAACCCAAAUCCUCUGUGCUUGUUUUAAGUAAUUACCAGUUAAGUUGUAUGAGUGAUGUCUUGUGAUAU
This is a messenger RNA of Ipomoea nil (Japanese morning glory), 547 nucleotides long. RefSeq names its product putative lipid-transfer protein DIR1. The coding region runs from base 64 to 399 and encodes 111 amino acids. The record is from RefSeq and is a predicted model, not a curated record. The transcript has a single exon. Lineage: Eukaryota; Viridiplantae; Streptophyta; Magnoliopsida; Solanales; Convolvulaceae. Gene Ontology annotation, molecular function: fatty acid binding. Gene Ontology annotation, biological process: systemic acquired resistance.